AUGACGAUGUAGAAGAAAAUUUUUUAACGAUACGCGCUAUUGAGCAUUAUCCAUACUUAAAACCAUAAUAUCAACAACUUUAAGAGAACUGUAACACAUGUAUUUUAUUGAGAUCAAUAGUUGUUAUUUAGUUUUAAAUAGAAAAAAAACUAACUAAAAUUUUGUGGUAAUUUGCAUUAUACUGUUGAUUGAAAUUAAGUCAGUCGUCAUUGAAGGCUAAGUUUUUUUCAAAUAUUUCCUUAUUCAAUCGUGGUUCCUAGUAACACAUUUUAACUUAAAGUCGGAUUCACACUAAAACAGGGAUUUGAUUUUAAAUCAUAUUUUAAGUCACAAAUUUAAGAUAUUAUAAACACAAUUCCCAAUUUGAUUCAAAUUUGAACUACAUCUGAAAAGCUAUAUCUGAAAUUCGCAUUUUAAUUUUGAGAUUAAACAUUCAAUUUAUUCCUACACGAAAAUUUCACGCCUAAUCUUCGCAUUUAUUCUUGAGUGUAAAAAAUUAACAAAAAUUCGACAAAAACUCAACAAAAAUUCGUUCAUUAAUGGAAGUGACAGUGGGCAAAGUUCUGUUCACGUUCUCUCUCCUUCUGGCUGUGUCUACUUGGGGUUUGCCCUUCUGUGCCCAUGGGGUCCACGGCACAGUCAGUUCAUAUCUGAGAGUGGGGCUGUGGAAAUACUGCACAAAGUAUCUCACUACAGAGUCUUGGCAAUGUCAGAAACUAGACUUCUGGGAGAGGUCCGUAUUCGAGGAGAGUGAGCUGGAGUUCAAACUGUCCCGGAGUCUGUUCAUAUCAGAUCACGUGGUGUCAGUUGUACUGCCUCUGUUGCUCCUAGGUUAUGGCAAGUGGGAAGGCAAGAGACCCCUGUUGGUCAGGAUGAUGCUCCCAAUUGCAGCUAUUCAUGUUCUGGUGUUGAACUUCGCGACUGCAUCGGCUGAAAUGGCGUAUGAUCGAUUUGAUCAUCUGGAAUUAGACUGGUCGCAGAUUCUUCCAAUAGUUGCAUCCGCCCUCUCAAUUGGCCAGUUCGGCCUGAUGAUAGCAUUGGCAGUAUAUGACGCAAGACAUAUUAACGGAUCCCAAAAGAGCAAAUAAGGGCUGUUCUCGUGGCCGAAAGAUCGAAUGCGCUAAAAUUCCUGAGCAAUCAACCCUCUUCAACCUGUCAAAAACUGACUGAUUUUCAUGCUCAUUUCAUUCUAAUAGUUGAAUACUGACUUCUGAUUGACUAUAGUACCAGCAUAUUUUUCGCGUAUUAAAUUAUUCUGACAUAAGGGCCCCCGGGUAAAAACAGUAAAUCAAAAAGACAUCAAGUUUGAAAGAAACUUGAAUCAAAACCAUUUGUUAACGAACUUCGAGGGUUAAAGUAUUUCCUGUAAAAUUUGUCUGCUAAGGGUAUAAUCAAUUUGCAUAAUUUUUUACGUUGAAAUAUUAUCAACAAUUUUUUUUCAAAUAUCCGCAAACUAAAACAAAGAUUAAGUAAACUAAUUACAAGCCAAAAAAAAUUUAAAAAUAUUUUUUCAAGGAUUCGAAAUUAUGGCGACGGUUCGUUUUUUGACUGAUAUGAAAAAAAUGAACUUUAGCUUGUAGGAGAUCAAGUAUCAUAUUAAAGACAGGUUUUUGCAUCCAAUUAUGGUCUUGGAGUUCAAUCGGUUGUCCUGGCUUUUGAACAAAAAGCUAGGCUCAAAAGUUGUGAUUUUGAACCUUUGAAUAAAGCGAAAACUUGAUCCUGUUUUGUACAAUAUUAAAACUUGAAACCUACUAGAAAGAUCAUUAAGCUGGAAACCUACUAGAAAGAUCAUUAAGCUGUUGACUUCUAAAGUUGUUUGAUUCUCCUAAGUUAACAAAAAAUUGGAGUAUAAGUGCUCUGUGUGGUUUUUCUCUCAGACAAGUUUCGUUGAUGAACACUUCUCGCUGAAUGAUUUCUCCUUAUGAUUUAAACUAAUACCCUAAUCUCCGCAAAUAGCUUCACUUGCCAUCAAUCUCCUUAGAGUUACGGAUCUUUAAAAUUGCUAAAUGGGCUAAUUCUAUUCACCCGCACUAGCAAACUCGAGAUUGGAAUUAAUUUAAAUCAAUUUUUCUAAAGAUAAUAUGCUGUACGUAAAUAAUAUGCUGUACGAAAAUCAUU
Symsagittifera roscoffensis is the source of this 2118-nucleotide messenger RNA. RefSeq lists its product as uncharacterized. Lineage: Eukaryota; Metazoa; Xenacoelomorpha; Acoela; Convolutidae. The record is from RefSeq and is a predicted model, not a curated record. The coding region runs from base 540 to 1088 and encodes 182 amino acids. The transcript is spliced from 3 exons.